Funneliformis caledonium is the source of this 647-nucleotide messenger RNA. Lineage: Eukaryota; Fungi; Glomeromycota; Glomeromycetes; Glomerales; Glomeraceae. The record is from the annotation of a GenBank genome assembly.
AUGCAAAAUAAAACAGAGUUAAGCGAACCUUUACAUGAUAAUAAGAAUAGUUCUCUUUACUCAAAUUUUCAAAGAAAUGAUUCUUCAGAAAGUUUAGUCGCACUUCCACUUCCAAGUAAAAAUCAGCACAUUGGAAAAAGAAUUGUAUCACGAUUGUUGAUUGAAGGUGAGAACGUUUUAUCAAAAACUCAAUUCAACGCUCGCCCUAGCAGUAAUGACGAUACGAUAACAAGAUCAAACACGAUUUCUGGACGUUCUGGAUUGGAUAGAGAAUCUAAUAAGUUAAAUGUUACAACAAAUUUACAACGUUCUAGUACUAUUGUUAACUAUGAAAAUAGAAAAGGGGCGUCAGCGAACAUGGGAGAAUUUGAGAGUAAGCUUCUUGGCUCUCCUAAUUCCGGAUCGAUAGAAAAGAUGACAUGCGCGGCAAUGUUUGGAAAACAAUAUCUUCUUAUCGGCAAUGAAAAUGGGCUGAAUGUAAUCGAUUUUUCUAUUAAUUCUGAAUUGAUUAAACCAACACCAUUGAUCCGAGGUUGCUCUUUUAAAAAAAUGCAAAUAUUAGAUGAAUAUGGGAUUAUGAUUACAAUCGCUGGAAAGAAACAGAUGAUUCGAAUUUAUAAAUUAGACUCUUUAUUACAUUUAAUCAA